GUACGAUCCCAAGAGGAUUGCACAUUACCCCGACGACAUUGUCGAUAUCGUUGUCGCCCAAGGCAAAGCACUGCUCUACUCAUCUGCUUCUGUACAAUGCGUUGCAGCCCAAGCCCAUAUGUCGCUCAGUCCCCCAGCUGUUGUUGACAACGACCACGACUAUGUACCGCCUUGCCCAGCAUUUGCCGCCAAAAGCAACUCCGUCGCCAAUUACAACCGUUCUGACAAUUGUGACAGCGAUGACAGUUCAGACAGCGACAGUGAGCCUGUCUCCUUUGCCGAUGCCAUUAAGAUUUCGAACGUAGAAUCUGGCUUCAGUCCCUCACAAGUCCCGCCUUCACCGGUUUCAUCUGCCCUCGAAUCGCCCUUGAACCUGAACAGCUCCACGGUAGCGUUAACCUUAGAGCGCUAUCCGUCGCCAUCUAACAUGGGCGCACAGUCUGCGAGUGCCCUGCCUUUGAUCUCUCCCUCGUUCUCACUGGCACCCUCUGAGUACAAGGCUCCAGUGUCCACGAACGAAAUCUCCCAGCAGGUCGCGCAUCUGCAGUUCCAGCUGUCCCAGUCAACCAACUGCCAAUCCGAGUACCACGGACAGCUGAUGCAGCAACUCUUCCACAUGCUGCAGCUACAAGCCGAGGCCAAGGCGCGCGACGAGCAGCUGCAGCGGACGUAGCAAAUGACGAACGAUCGACUUGUAG
Molecule: messenger RNA, 698 nt
Organism: Gamsiella multidivaricata
Lineage: Eukaryota; Fungi; Mortierellomycota; Mortierellomycetes; Mortierellales; Mortierellaceae
Exons: 1
Coding region: 119-673 (184 amino acids)
Source: RefSeq, a predicted model, not a curated record